Molecule: messenger RNA, 1679 nt
Organism: Glycine soja
Lineage: Eukaryota; Viridiplantae; Streptophyta; Magnoliopsida; Fabales; Fabaceae
Product: zinc-finger homeodomain protein 11-like
Exons: 1
Coding region: 253-1329 (358 amino acids)
Biological process (GO): regulation of DNA-templated transcription; regulation of developmental process
Cellular component (GO): nucleus
Molecular function (GO): transcription cis-regulatory region binding; DNA-binding transcription factor activity
Source: RefSeq, a predicted model, not a curated record
CUUCUCAUUAUAACCAUCAUCAUCACCCAUUUCUACCUGCAUGAUCAUCAUCACUCUCUUUCCUCCAAACCAUUAACCCCUUUCUUUCCCUUUUAUUUUUCUUUUCCCCUUCCAUCCCAACAAUUCACCCUUUCAACACCAUGCUUUAAACUUGUCCAAAACCCUAAUCCACCCCUUUCCCCAUCUUAUUUUCUCUCUCACACACACUUUCUCUCUCUUCUUGUUAUAUCACCCCUUGAAGAGACAACAAACAUGGACCUAACCUCCAUCAGUACCCACAACACAAACACAACACAAACCUUAGAUGCUGCUAAUACUACUACUAAAACCACCCCACCAACGCCAAUCCCCACCACCACCCCAAAGUCUCUAUCUUUCGCCAACGGCACACUCAAGCGCCAUCCCACCACCACCGUUGCUCAGCCGCCGUCCAUGGUGGUUUCCUACAAAGAAUGCCUCAAAAACCACGCCGCCAGCAUCGGCGGCCAUGCUCUCGACGGCUGCGGCGAGUUCAUGCUGUCUUCUUCCACCGUCCCCUCCGACCCCCGCUCCCUAAAAUGCGCCGCGUGCGGCUGCCAUCGCAACUUCCACCGCCGCGAACCCCAAGAAAACAACCUCAACAACAACCUUAAAAACAACAACCCCACAUUUUUAAACUGUAUCUAUACCCUAUCAGCGCCAGCACCACUCUCACACCGAGCCAUGAGCCAAAGCACAUCACCGAGCCUGAGUUCAAGCCCGAGCCACAGCCAGAGCCCGAUAUCUAGCCCAUCACCGCCGCCACUCUCGCACGUGCCACCCUACCACGCUUCUGCACCUCACAUGCUUCUAGCCCUCGGCAGUGCCUAUUCUGCCGAACCCUCCGACGAACACCACCACCACCAACAACAACAACACAAAAGCUUCAAUUUGUCGAUGAUGAGGAGCGAGAACCCCACCAAGAAGAGGUACAGGACCAAGUUCAGCAAGGAGCAGAAGGAGAAGAUGCAUAGCUUCUCAGAGAAAUUGGGGUGGAGAAUGCAGAAAGGGGAUGACGGGUUGGUCCAAGAGUUUUGCAAUGACAUUGGGGUCUCAAGAGGGGUCUUCAAAGUGUGGAUGCAUAACAAUAAGAACACUUUUAGGAAGAAAUCUGAAGAUGGAAAUGGAAAUGCAAAUGCUCCUCAAAGUAAUGAUGAUGACAAUGCCAAUGGUGGUGGAGGAGGAUUUGAUAGUGAUAUCAACAACCCCUACAACCCAAAUAGCAACAACAACGAUAUUCACAUGAAAGAAGUAGAGGAUGCGUGUGUGAACAAUGUUGUUCAUGUUUCUCUUAAUGAGAUGUCAUCUUAGCUUAGCCUUUUUUUUUUGGUCAAGAAAUUACGUAGUUAUUUGAUGGGAAAUGAAGCUUGAAGCAGGAAGCUCAUGAUCAUUGGUUUGAUAAUUUUUGUUAAUUACCAUCUUUUUGGGUCUUUUUCCUUAUUCUUCUUUUCGGAGAAUCAGAUAUAGGAAAAUCCAAGUGCCUUAGGUUCAACAUAAAAUGUCAUAUUAUUAUUAUGUUUAUUUAUGUUCAUAGACUAUGAAAUUUAGUGUCACCAGGUACAUGUUUGAUGAUGGCUCUUAUUGCUGUCACGUUUUCUUCUUGAUAAGUUGCAGGUAUAUAGUUUUAAAGUGAUUUAAUUGUGAAACGUUAAUAUUAUUAA